AUGCAUACACACGUACACUCAAAGUCUCCAGUCUCAAAUCUUUUCUCACACACUCCAUCCCCUGCCCGUUUCCACUACCUCCCACCCCCUUCUUCCUCCCCUUCCCUCACCAUCCUCCAUCGCGUGUCCCCUACCUGCCAUGUCCAUGCCCACACCGUGCAGGUAUCUUCUCUGAAGCCUCUCAGCGCACCCAUCCCUACGGCCAGCGCCUAUGCUCCUCGUCUCUGGGUGCCUGCUUCUGUCGCUCUGCGCCUUCCCUCUCCUGCUGCUGGUUCUGCUGCUGCUGCUGCUACUGGCGUGCAAGCGAGUCAAGCAGGAGACAGGGAAGAGCCAGCGGGGGGUGAGGGGGUGUAUGGAAGGGAGAGGGGGGAGGGAGGAGCAGGGGAGGAGGAGGGAGAGGAGGUGGUGUUGGGUGUGGCAGAGGAUCGGCGGAGGGUGUUCAAUGAUGUGCACUUUGUCUCUUGCACGCGGGAUCAUGAGUACCACCCACCAGUGCUACUCUCUCUCAUCACAGCAUGUGGCGGCCAGGUUCAAACCAUCCCCCCCACCGCCUCCCACCUCCCAGCCUCCUCUCGCUCCCGCCUCUGCUGGUUACCGGCACUCUCCAGACCCGCUUCCUCCUCCUCCCCUUCCCCCCCCUCUCCGCCUUCGUUUAUACCACCUGCACCCACUCCCGCCCCGGCAAAAGCAACGAGAAAAACUUCAGCCAGGGCAGCAAAAGCAGCAGCAACCAAAGCAGCAAAAGCCGCUGCUGCAGCAGCAGCAGCAGCAGAAGCAGAAGCGGCAGCAGCUGCCGCCGCAGCAGCAAGAGCAGCAGCAGCAGAAGUAUCCGCGCUCCCUCCCCCACCUGCUGCUCUCUCCCUGCGAGUAGCCUUGCUGCGCAAGGUGAUAGCUGGUGCUCUCAAGGGGGCGAUUGACAGCUGGGAGGACAUGACUGCUGCUCCUGAAUGGCCCAGAGAGGAGGGGAAAGCAGCAGGGAAGACAGAGGACGGAGCAGCCAUUGAUUUGGACGAGGCUGAUACUGUGGUCCUAUCUGAUGCUUCCCACACCGACAGUGGCAACGACAGCGACAGCACCACAGAGGAUGGCGGCGCUGCUGCUGGCUUUUGCGUCAAAUCGCCUCAUGAUUCUUUCCAUUCAUUCAUCUCUGCAACCCCGUCCCGUUGUUUUGCAGUGGUCCUAUCUGAUGGUUCCCACACUGACAGUGGCAAUGACAGUGACAGUACCACAGAGGAUGGCGGGGCUGCUGGCAAUGCUGCUGCUGCUGGCGGUGGUGGUGGUGGUGCUGCUGCUGCUGCUGACAGCGAUGCCGGAACAGACGACGAGUCUUUUCCAACCUUCCGCACGGCGCCAAGUGCUGCAGAUGACGCAGAGACAGAUGCAGUAGCAGCAGAAGGAGGGGUAGGGGCGACGGCGGGAGUACAGCAAGUGUCCUCACAUGUUGUAGAUAGGCUGGCACCCUGUGUGGGGGAUGGUGGCGGUGAUGGUGGUGGUGAUGGUGGUGGUGGUGGUGGUGGUGGUGGUGGUGGUGGUGGUGGUAAGAGGAAGAGGAAUGCAGGCACAGAACUUGGAAAGGAGGUGCUCGCUGGGUAUCAUCAGGAGGUGGAGGAGGAGGAGGAGGAGGAGGAGGAGGAGCAGCAGCAGCAGCAGCAGCAGCAAGAGGCAAGCGGUCUGGUGAUCGACGGGGGUGGAGGAGCAAGAAGUGCAACAAAAGGAGAAGGAGGUGGUGGUGGUGGUGGUGGUGGUGGUGGUGGUGGUGGUGGUGGUGGUGGUGGUGGUGGUGGUGGUGGUGGGAAUGGCAGUUCGCUUCCACCUGAUAUCGUUAACAAGGUGGUGUUUGUCAAAGGGCUAGUCGUGGUCCCUUCCCCCCCUCACUCCCCUACUGCAACCCCUUUGGGACAGAGACAGCAGCAGCAGCAGAUGCACAGCAUGGCUUUCACUCCGCUCCCUCCUUCUGCUGCUGCUGCCGGUGCCACUCAGGAAACUCAGUUCCCGUGUUCUUCUACUUCUGCCUUACCCAACUUCAAGCGAUUCAAAAAGUACUCACCCAAGCCCUACCGGUACACUCUCUUGCUCACCUUUUGUGGCACUAGAGAUGUAGCCAGGCAACACUAG
Molecule: messenger RNA, 2115 nt
Organism: Closterium sp. Naga37s-1
Lineage: Eukaryota; Viridiplantae; Streptophyta; Zygnematophyceae; Desmidiales; Closteriaceae
Source: the annotation of a GenBank genome assembly